UGCAUUGCAACGGCCCAAGAUGGCUGCGCCCAGGGGUAGCGUGAGCGACAGCGAGAGCAGCGAGGACGGCGACGCUGAGGAGCUGCAGCGUUGUCAGGAGGCGGCCGUGCCGGCCUGGGGUUGGGGGCCGCGCCCGAAGCGGGAACAAGAGGUUUCAGCUCAGGACAUUUUGCCAGCCGCCAGACCAAGCCUCAGACAGAAGGUGGACGAGCAUGAGCAAGAUGGGAAUGAGCUGCAGACCACUCCAGAGUUCCGGGUUCACGUAGCCAAAAAGCUGGGAGCCUUGUUGGACAGCUAUAUCACCAUUUCGGAAUCCAGCCCCAGGCCUGCACAGGUUCCCGUGCAGACAGCCCCCGGGGAGGACGACGGUUUCCGCCUCUUCUUCACGUCCGUCCCAGGCAGCCCAAAAGGCGCAGGUCUUCCCACCACAAGCAGAAAGCGGCCUCCUUCCAGUUCCAGCAGUGAGUCUGACAGUGACGAGGAGUGGAGGAGGUGCCAGGAAGCUGCCGUGUCUGCGACAGACAUCCUCCGGCACAGAGCGUGGCCUGUCCAGGAGGCCCCCGCAGAGCAGCAGGCGCCCAAGAAGAAGAAAAAGAAGAAGCAGGAGCACAAGCAGGUCGAGCAGGAGAAGGACGCUGGUCCCAGGGUCACCACAGAGAAGCAACCUCGGCCCCCGUCCCUUCACAGGGAGCCAGAAGCAGGAGGGGUCCCGCACAACGGGGGCCACGCACAGCUCCCCACAAAGAGAAAGAAGAGAAGGAAGAAGCAACAGAAGGAAAGGGAGGCUCCGCCAUUCCCGGCACAGAAGGGCCAAGCAGCCAGGGCUGCCCAGUGACUCUCUUGGAGGGGCCACACCCAAGGGCUGGAGAGCUGCAGGGCUCCAGGGAGCCCUCCGGGCCCUCUGCUCCAGCCUCCCUUCUUACCCACCUUCUGUCCCUGCCAUGGGCGUGGCCUGCAGGAGCACCAGCCUGGCCUGGACGCUCGUACCAAACCACCAUCCACAUCAUGGGACUCCUCGGGGGCCCUUGGCCGCAUCAGGGUGGGAGCCUGAUAAAGCUCGAGGCCUGUGGCACCCUGGCACGCUCACCCCUGAUCAGCCCCUCCUCUGGCUCCUGUUCGGGUCACCCAAGAAGACUUGGAAAAGCCCUCCUUGUCCCUGAAGUCACCCCGGGCCUAACAGCUGGAGAGGCUCCAGACCUGGCCACAAUCGAGACAUCGUGCUCUCUUCCCCUCUCCACUCCCCAGCCCUGAGAGCCCUGAGGACUCAUUUAUUCGUUUUCUGAAAAAAGUACAGAAGUUUUCUGAAAACUUCGAGCUUCUCAUUUCUACACGUGUUUAACUCAGGGCUGCCCUGAAAGGUAGUGAGCUCCCUGUCACCAUAACUAUUCAAGCAGGAUCGUGGAACUUAAAGCUGCAGAGGGACUUUAGGAGUCAUCCAGUCUGAGCCCUCCCCCCGCCAUUUUACAUGUGUUAUUUCCACUGUGCUCUGCUGAGUGCUUCACGAAGGUGUUGUGGAGCGGCUCCCCUCUGACCUCUGAGCUUCUGUCCAGGCCCAAGAGUCAAAGUCUAUUUCUGGUUUCCUCCUAUUCCAUUUUUCUCCCCGUUGCCCUCCAUCUCCCCCAGCUUAAAAAUGUUGAAAGGGUAGUUUCCAAGGCUUAGAAGUUGUGGAGAUGUUGCGUCCCUAGGGUGACAAGAAAUGUUGAUAAAACCUUAACCUCGGUCAGGAGAGAGCAUCAAGUGCAGAACUAGGGAGGGCCCCAGUCAGCCAACAUCAAGGGCAGCAAGUGGCACGUUUUAGCCACCCAGAGACAUUCAGAAGCAAGCAGCCGGGGCAGUGAAGGGCCCCAAGGGCUUUUACCUAAGAGCGCUGGGGGAGAGGCUGGGGAUGUUCAUCUCAGAACAAUAUGAUGUGUAGGUAAUGCUCAGGCCUUGUGGGAAGGUCUAAAUUCAAAUCCAGCCUUAGACAAUUACUAGCUUUGUGACCCUGGGCAAGUUACUUCACCUUGUUUGCCUUCCAUGGUUGUGAGAAUCUGAUGAGAUAAUAUUUGUAAAGCACCUGGUACCUAGUAGGGGCUUAAUAAAUGCUUGUUUCCUUCCCAGGUACCUGGGAAGCCGGAGACCUGAAAUGAUCUCCCUCUUAGUCUGGCCCCU
Dromiciops gliroides (monito del monte) is the source of this 2151-nucleotide messenger RNA. RefSeq names its product chromosome 1 C12orf43 homolog (gene C1H12orf43). NCBI's taxonomy places the organism in Eukaryota, Metazoa, Chordata, Mammalia, Microbiotheria, Microbiotheriidae. The coding region runs from base 20 to 835 and encodes 271 amino acids. The record is from RefSeq and is a predicted model, not a curated record. Gene Ontology annotation, biological process: negative regulation of Wnt signaling pathway; Spemann organizer formation; Wnt signaling pathway. The transcript has 6 exons.